Molecule: messenger RNA, 2529 nt
Organism: Tuber aestivum (summer truffle)
Lineage: Eukaryota; Fungi; Ascomycota; Pezizomycetes; Pezizales; Tuberaceae
Source: the annotation of a GenBank genome assembly
CUUGAUUUUUAAAGGAUGUUUUUGUUAAGCUAUUAUUUUCGUUGAGGUGCCAGGCACUUCAUAGGAGUGCUAUCAUUCUUCAAAGAUUGCUAAAGAAUCAUUUGAAGUAAUAGGAACCUUGGCACAGUUAGAGCCUUUGUAGGAGUUGAUAAAGUCAUAAAUAUAACCUCAGAGGAGACAUGAGAUAUAUUACAAGUAUUAGAGAAAUGAAGCUGCGGAUUAUUGUUGAUGGGAUUAACAAAGAAUUAUCUAAACUCCCUCAGGUCAUAGCUAAGUGUAUUGAAAAACAGGAAGGAAACAAAUUUAAUGGAUAGUUCUGGCAUUGAAUACACGGCAUUCCGGCUCAUACUUGGCAUGCUGGACACUUCCCCAGCCUUGGCAUCCUAAGCCUUGGCGCCAAGGUGUCCGGAUACUUUUGAAAUCCUGUUGUGCUGGGGUGUACCGACUGGCCCAGGGUAGACUAGAGUGCUGUACUCGUACUGUGCUGUACUCGAGUACCGACUAGUAUGAUACCACAACUUCGAGGGGCUCUAGUUGACAAACUAUUACUGGUACUGUACUCGGGUCUUUUCUUUUCUCCCUUCAUUUUGCCCCCGUCUACUCCCCAUCGACCUGUUCGUCUUUUCCUUUCCUUGCCAACUCGCUUGCUCUCGCCACUUUCUGUUCCGCUCCGACUCCUCCCCCUUUCUUGAGUUACGGGGAGAAGAGAGCGAGCGGGUGUGGGUAUAAGACGGAGUGGGAGAGAAAAAGAAAAAUAUAGAGGGAGAGAGGGAGAGGGAAAGAGAGCGGGGCUGAGGCACUUUCGGUCCUGCGUGUGUAACUUACCGUAUGUAUGGGAGUCAGAAGGUUACAACCUCUUCAUCCACGCGAUCCCUAAUAACUUACGGUACGGCUCUAGCUUGCUCCCUCGCCUUUCCCCCCUUUCAGUUCGUGCUACAAGGUUUGUUGUUUUCUCGCUUCUCCCAUCGCCCCCCUUCAUACUUACCUUCAUCGGCAGAGUUUGCAUUCUCACGGAAUCCUGACCUGUCUGAUUUUGUGUUCUGGGUUAGUUUCAGCCCUAUCCACUCUUUUAUUUUUCGACGCCGGACGCAUUUGAUUGUCGUCCCCGCAGCAGAAACUGGCCUUGGGCAACUCUUGCUCUCUCACCCUCUUCUUGUCUUGUUCGGCCUUUCAAUUAUUGCGAAAUUACUUGUUCUGAAUGAGCUUGUGACUCGUUCCCUUUCACCCCUCUGGUUGUAGUUGUUCACUCCUUCCGCAGGUUUGACGGUGCCUCAUAUCCUCCAUCAUGAGCAACGCAACAGGUAUGCUUGUCUGUAUUCGGCUUUAUACUCUCCCUAGUGCCGGGUUGACGGUUGGCUGAUUUUCGCAGCUACCACUCCUACUCCCAAUCCUCCCAAUACACAGACAUCCCUCGCUCCACCUCCUCCAAAUACGCAGAUAGAUACCAUUAUCACUACAGCCUCUACCUCCUCACGGAGAGUCACAACCACCGUUAUAACCUCUACCUCGGUUCCACCGACAACAUCACAUCCAGCCUCAAGGACCUCGAUAGUGUCAUCUUCCAGUUCGACUACAUCCAGUUCGGGUUCCGAUUCCGAAACAUCAGCAACCGCUAUCCCGGGUAAUGGUGGAGGUGGAGGUGGACUAAAUGGAACUACGAGGGUUGUUGUCGCAGUCGUAGUCCCGAUAAUUGGUGUCGCGUUAAUCGCAAUUGGAUUGUUAUUCCUUUGGAAGCGGCGGCAAAAGAGCAAGGCCGAUGCAGAAGCCCGCAGGAAGGAAGUUGAGGAAUACGGUUACAAUCCGAACCAGAGUCCCCACGGUGGCGCUGCCGCAGGAGCUGCCACGGCCCGGGGCGUUGAUGGUGAAGACGGGCAGUACGAGAUGGCAGAUAACGAGGCAAGCGGUUACCGGGGAUGGGGAUCGACAAACGGUGGGCGAAAGGUAUCGGGAAUGGGUUCAAGCGUUGCAACAAGUCAGCAACCACUAUCGCCGGUGGGCAUGGGCUUUUCUGAGGGAGGGUAUAAUAGACCUUUAGAAGGUCCUGAUGGGUAUGCGGGCGUAGCCGCAUCUCCGAGCGCAUCAACGUUUCCUGCAGGCAAUACACCCUCCACCGAUGGACACUCUAAUGCUCCUUUAAUUAACGGUCGUGGCAAUCCUCCUAGUACUGCAGAUUCUAGUGUUACCGGCGCCACGAACGGGCCCCAGACGGCGGAUAAUACGGAGGGAGUCCAUCGAGGCAUAUCCAAUGCAUCGUCCAAUUAUUCCGCUGUCACGCACUCGACACAAUCCGACACAGGCCAGCCCCUCUCACAUCAUGACGCGCAAUAUUAUGGCGCGGAUGCCGUCUACGGGGACGGAUACUACUAUUCUGGUCAACCACCCAACCAGUACCCCGAUAACGCGGGAUAUUCACAAGCUCCUGUGAUCAGGGAUGUCCAAGCAAGAAGGAACACACGCAUCGAAACUCCGACAAACACGCACUUCCCCCAGCAAGGAAACACUGGAAGUGGAAUCGCUCAGAACUUUUAA